CGAAUCAAUAUGAUUACUAACGCUAAUUUGAUGUUGAUGGUGGUCUUGCUUGUUGGUACCUUACCAGUGGCAAGUCCUAAACUUCAACCCAACAUGGUGAAAAGGUUUUGGGGAAACAAUGAUUGUGAUAAGUACAUUCUGCCAAUACAUACGAUGUGGAUACCAAGAGAGAGCUGCGAGCAAAAUAAGAGAUUCAAGUGCCAAUCCGGAUAUAUACCAGAAGUUCAGACCAUAUGUAAAAAAGGAGCAUGGUAUUUGGAACCAACCUGUCAAGCUGUAGAGUGUCCACAAGGUGUGAAUAUCACUAACUCUGAUAAUGUAACAGAAUCCAGAAUAUUUGAUGAAAUUUUUACUUUUGACUGUUCUGUUGGCUACACUAAGAUUGGUAAGACGGGUAUUCUGAGGUGUGGUGAAAAUGGUACUUGGACAGAACAGCAAGCUUGUCAAGUUGUAGAGUGUCCACAAGGUGUGAAUAUCACUAACUCGGAUACUGUAACAGAAUCAAGAAUAUUUGAUCAAGCUUUUACUUUCAACUGUUCAAAUAUCAUAAAUGGUCUGACGGGAGCUCAGAGAUGUGGUGAAGAUGGUAAAUGGAUAGAAGAGCAAGCUUGUCCAGCAGAGUUAUACCCAGCAAAGUUUAUAACAAUUGUUAGUUAUGGUCAGGCUCUAUCAACCAAUUGUACUGAAGCUUGUCUUAACGAUACCCGGUGUAGCUUUGCUGGACCAGUCACUUCAAGCAAAUGCAAUCUCUUUGAAGAACCCAUUUUCUUUAUCGGUUUUGCUCAAACUCUUUCCGAUUGCUUCCAGUUAUGUAAAAAAGACAUAAGAUGUUUGACAUUAUCUUACCAAUUUUUCAAUUGCAACUUAUUCAGUGUCAACUACACCACGGUAGAAACUGAAUAUCCAAUUACAGACAGUGAUGAGGGAAUCCUUGUAUCUGGCUUUUAAUAACCUCUGACGUCAUCAUAAUAAGAUCACGUGGACCGAACAUAUUUGAUUAAAAAUAGAAGUUUAA
Messenger RNA from Lottia gigantea (owl limpet), 1015 nucleotides. RefSeq lists its product as hypothetical. Lineage: Eukaryota; Metazoa; Mollusca; Gastropoda; Lottiidae. The record is from RefSeq and is a predicted model, not a curated record. The coding region runs from base 10 to 948 and encodes 312 amino acids. The transcript has 5 exons.